Messenger RNA from Mustela erminea (ermine), 4353 nucleotides. It is a transcript of the gene ADAM11, whose product is annotated as ADAM metallopeptidase domain 11. Gene Ontology annotation, biological process: proteolysis. NCBI's taxonomy places the organism in Eukaryota, Metazoa, Chordata, Mammalia, Carnivora, Mustelidae. Gene Ontology annotation, molecular function: metalloendopeptidase activity. The transcript has 26 exons. The record is from RefSeq and is a predicted model, not a curated record. The coding region runs from base 95 to 2650 and encodes 851 amino acids.
CUCCCGCAGCCGCGCCUCCCGCCCGCGCCUCCUCCCGCCCGCGCCGCGCCGCUCGCAGCCGCAGCCCCCGGAGCCGGAGGAUUAUGAGCGAGCCAUGAGGCGGCUGCGGCGCUGGGCGUUCGCGGCGCUGCUGCUGCUGCUGCUGCCGCGGCUCCCACCGCCCGGUCUUGGGACCCGGGGUCCCUUCGGAGCUCUGCGCUGGCGAGUCUCACCCCAGUUGGGGCAACCGGGAGCCCCUGAGGUCACAGAGCCCAGCCGUCUGGUGGGGGAGAGCUCCGGGGGAGAGGUCCGAAAGCAGCAGUUGGACACCAGGGUCCGCCAGGAGCCACCAGGGGGCCCGCCUGUCCACCUGGCCCAAGUGAGUUUCGUCAUCCCAGCCUUCAACUCAAACUUCACUCUGGACCUGGAGCUGAACCAUCACCUCCUCUCCUCGCAAUAUGUGGAACGUCAUUUUAGCCGGGAGGGAACAACCCAGCACAACACUGGGGCCGGGGACCACUGCUACUACCAGGGGAAGCUCCGAGGGAACCCCCACUCCUUUGCCGCCCUCUCCACCUGCCAGGGGCUGCAUGGGGUCUUCUCCGAUGGGAACUUCACCUACAUCGUGGAGCCCCGUGAGAUGUCCAGGUCUCAGGAACCCCCCCAGGGACCCCUUCCCCACCUCAUUUACCGGACCCCUCUCCUCCCAGCCCCUCUCGGAUGCAGGGAACCAGGCUGCCUAUUUGCUGCCCCUGCUCAUUCUGCUCCUGUGAACCGGCCGAGGCUGAGAAGGAAAAGGCAGGUCCGCCGGGGCCACCCUACUGUGCACAGUGAGACCAAGUAUGUGGAGCUGAUCGUGGUCAACGACCACCAGCUGUUUGAGCAGAUGCGCCAGUCGGUGGUCCUCACCAGCAACUUUGCCAAGUCCGUUGUGAACCUGGCAGAUGUGAUGUACAAGGAGCAGCUCAAUACCCGCAUCGUGCUGGUUGCCAUGGAAACGUGGGCAGAUGGGGACAAGAUCCAGGUGCAGGAUGACCUCCUGGAGACCCUAGCCCGGCUCAUGGUCUAUCGGCGGGAGGGCCUCCCUGAGCCCAGUGAUGCCACCCAUCUCUUCUCGGGCAGGACUUUCCAGAGCGCCAGUAGCGGGGCUGCCUACGUGGGGGGCAUCUGCUCCCUGUCCAGGGGUGGGGGUGUGAACGAGUAUGACAACAUGGGCGCCAUGGCGGUGACCUUGGCCCAGACGCUGGGGCAGAACCUGGGCAUGAUGUGGAAUAAACACCGGAGCUCAGCAGGGGACUGCAAAUGUCCGGACAACUGGCUGGGCUGCAUCAUGGAAGACACAGGGUUCUACCUGCCUCGCAAGUUUUCGCGCUGCAGCAUCGACGAGUACAACCAGUUUCUGCAGGAGGGAGGCGGGAGCUGCCUCUUCAACAAGCCCCUCAAGCUCUUGGACCCGCCUGAGUGUGGGAACGGCUUUGUGGAGGCGGGAGAGGAGUGCGACUGUGGCUCGGUGCAGGAGUGCAGCCGGGCGGGCGGGAACUGCUGCAAGAAAUGCACUCUGACUCACGACGCCAUGUGCAGCGACGGACUCUGCUGUCGCCGCUGCAAGUACGAGCCGCGGGGUGUGUCCUGUCGAGAGGCCGUGAACGAGUGCGACAUCGCGGAGACCUGCACCGGGGACUCCAGCCAGUGUCCUCCUAACUUGCACAAGCUGGACGGUUACUACUGCGAUCAUGAACAGGGCCGCUGCUAUGGAGGUCGCUGCAAAACUCGGGAUCGGCAGUGCCAAGCCCUUUGGGGCCAUGCGGCUGCUGAUCGCUUCUGCUAUGAGAAGCUGAACGUGGAGGGGACAGAGCGUGGGAACUGUGGGCGCAAGGGGUCAGGCUGGGUCCAGUGCAAUAAACAGGAUGUGCUCUGUGGCUUCCUCCUCUGCGUCAACAUCUCUGGAGCUCCUCGGCUGGGGGACCUAGGGGGGGACAUCAACAGUGUUACCUUCUACCACCAGGGCAAGGAGCUGGACUGCAGGUCUGCAGCAACGAAGGCAAGUGCAUCUGUCAGCCAGACUGGACAGGCAAAGACUGCAGCAUUCACAACCCCCUGCCCACAUCCCCCCCGACAGGGGAGACCGAGAGAUACAAGGGUCCCAGCGGCACCAACAUCAUCAUCGGCUCCAUCGCAGGGGCUGUCCUGGUUGCAGCCAUCGUCCUGGGAGGCACGGGCUGGGGAUUUAAAAACAUCCGCCGGGGAAGGUCCGGAGGGGCCUAAGUGCCACCCCCCUCCCUCCGAGCCUGGCGCCCACCGUCUCUCCGCCCUGAACCACGAGGCUGCCCCCUGCCCAGCCAUGGAGGGAGGCACCAUGCAAAUGUCUUCCGGGCCCAAGCCCUUCAACUCCUGGCCCCACGGUGUGGGGCGGGGGGAGGGUGUUGUGGGGGGCUGUGGCCCUCCCUGCCCUUCACUCCACCAGGGUGGACCGGGCGGGCCUGGGGCAUUUCCGUCACGGUCCACCACCCCACCUCAUGCGGCUUUGGCCUCGCACACCAACUCUCCCUGUGUGAAUGUAGCUUUCAUCAUCACUGAUUGCCACAGCAAGAGGGAUCCCCCCACCCCACCCCGUGGGCAGGGCCUGGGACGGCCCCUCCUCAAAACCAGGCAGCUGGGACCAGGGUUUUAGCUCUCUGGGACUUAGGGGGAAGGGGCUGACAUCUACAUUUUUUUUUUUUUUAAACUGAAUCUUAACUGAUGAAUGUAACUUUGGGGGUGCUGGGGCAAGGAAGGUUGUGGGGAUAUUUUGACAUUUGUGUGGGAGGGACCGGAGGAACUGAGACAUAGCCAUCCCCCGGGGCCCUCCCCGGGGAUGAUCCCACCUGGAAUCCUCUCAUCGAACAUAGCCGACCCCAAGCCAGGCAAGGGCAGGGCCCGUGCCCUGUGGCCCAGCCCUACCGAGCUUGGAGAAAAGAAUGAGUGCUGAUUCAAACCAAAGCUGCCUGUUCUGUGCCCAAGGCCUCGGUUAUGGGCACAACGACCACACGUCCCAGAUUGUCUUCAAUUUCAAAAUUACCAUCCUGCUAUCCCUGGCAGGAUGCAUGUAUUUGGGGUCUAGAAAAUCUAGACCCUGAUAUAAAAUAGCACCUACCCCCCUUUCAAGAAGGUUGAUUCUGGGGCAGACUCAGGGUUUAGGUGCCCCCCAGCAUGGCCUAGGGGUCCCAGGCUGGGCCAUCUUCCCAGAGAGGACUCUCCCAAGGAGGAAAGGCCAGGGGUGGCCCAGUGACUGGAGGGUUAGGGGUUUUGCCUGUGAUGUACAAGAGGAGGUAAGAAAAAAGGCAGGUUUCCUAUCUGAUCUUCAGCUUCUAGAAAAGUCCUCAAGGCCCUGUCGAAACCAUUCUGCUCCUUACCCCCAUUCCAGGGCUGAGUAGUAAGUUUACAGUUGUUCUCCCCCUAACAUCCUCUGAUCCCCACUGCAGCUGAGCCUGACAGACAGGCUGAGGCCAGGGCGGGAGUCCUCAGACCCGCCCCUGGCCUUCCCCAUGACCCAUGGGACAGUGGCGCCUCGGCUCUACUGCUUACAAACCAGCUGGCAAGGGCAAGAUGAGGGUCAAGCUACCUUAUGGAUGAAAGCCACAAAUGAGCGGAGCCCCUCUCCCCAGGAAUACCCCUUCCAGACUCAGCAGGGGUUUCUGGACACCCCAGGGACUUUGAACUGCCUGUUUCAUCCAGUCCCUCUGUUUCUGGGUCCUCUUUGAAGAGGAAAUGGUUCCCUGUUUAUCUGCACCACCCCUCAGGGCAAACGGGACUGAGACCCAUUCACACCCUUUUGGGUGGCCGGAUGCGGAGUCCUCGAUACUGAGCUCCAGCUGGCACUGCCCAAGAGAAGGGGGUGGGUGGGGCGCCCCCUGGCCAGUCCGGCUCCGCCAGUCCCACACACUGGAGCAGGGGGGCAGGAGGGGAAGGGCUGGCUUGGGCGCUGCUGCCGCGGUUCUCUAAGGCGUUCUCCGCUGAUGCACGGGCACACAGCCGGUGGUACCCCUGGCACAAGCAUUUGGAUCCACAUCUCCGCACAAGUGUGAAUACCUCUGCACGUGCAGACAGGCCUGUGCGCGCACAUGCGUGGGGGCGGGCGUGAGGAUGUGGAGGGCUCGGGACUUCCUGUGACCAGUCCCCCCGGCUCCCAGCUGUCUGCAUCCUUCCGCCCCACCCAGGCAGCGCUCGGGGAGGAGAGGAGGCUGCACUGGCCUGGGCCUGGAAAUGGCUCCAUACAGCAUCCUGUAAAUAUGUCAUCUGGGGCUCGGGGCGGGGAGGCAGGGACAGGGACAUCAAUUAAAGAUCAUGUCCUGGGGCUUCCAUGGAGCUCACACCAACGUGCGGUCUCUCCUUUCU